AUUGUAUUUUUUUUUUCUCUUAUUGUCAACAAGAAGAAGUAAAUGCUUUUACUCAAUUGUAUCCUUUAAUUUAUUAUCGGGCCAAACCACGGGGACACGCGCUUUUAACAAAAAAAAGUUGAAAAGUCAUGUUGCUCUCUCAAUUCGUCUCCUCCGCCAUGCGAACUCAAACUCAAAGCUCUCUCUUCUUCUUCUUCUUCUUCUUCCUUUAGCUAACUUUUUGCUUCGAAUCUGUGAUAGAUCGAGACUUGGAUUUCUCAGCUUUCCCGUGCUGUUUUAGCUUCUGCUCGGUUUUGUUUUUAGUCUGAAGAUGAGUAACAACUGGAAAUCCUUUCGAUUAAGGCUUCAAAACCGUACUCUCUUGUUUCUUCUGGUGAUUUUGAGCUUCGGUUCUUGCUAUUCGUUGAAAUCUCAAGGUGGUCCUUUUCUGGAUUUUGUGACGGAGGAUCUAUCGUCAGAUACAGAUUCCGAGGAUUUGAGAGCGGUUGGUUUUCACAGGAAAUUACUUGGCCGUUAUCGUAACCCAUACACCCAUUUGACUACGUUCAGAGAUCGGCCUGUGGCAAGAGCUACACCUCCGUCUUCUUCGGUUUCUCCAAGACCUAAUACCAAAAAAACCUUAACAUUGCCUUCCCCACAAAAAAGUCCUCCUGCGCGACAUGUUUCUGCUCCACCUCCUCUUAUGCACACUGUGAAUUUUCCUAGUCUAAGAAGAAGCUCCAAAACUUCUUCAAACAGCACAAUUCCUAUAUUGGCUGGCUGCGUAGGCGGUGCUGUGUUUAUCCUCCUUUUAGCUACUGGUGUCUUCUUUUUCAAAAGUAAGGCUGGAAAAUCUGUGAAUCCCUGGCGUACAGGUCUUAGUGGUCAACUUCAGAAAGUGUUCAUAACUGGUGUCCCCAAACUCAAAAGAUCUGAGAUUGAAGCUGCCUGUGAAGACUUCAGUAAUGUUAUUGGGUCUUGUCCCAUUGGUACAUUGUUCAAAGGGACGCUAUCAAGUGGGGUGGAGAUAGCUGUAGCUUCUGUUGCUACUGCCUCUGCCAAAGAAUGGACAAAUAACAUAGAACUGCAGUUCAGAAAGAAGAUUGAGAUGUUAUCCAAGAUAAACCACAAGAAUUUUGUCAACCUUCUUGGUUACUGUGAAGAAGAUGAACCUUUCACUAGGAUCUUGGUGUUUGAAUAUGCAUCAAAUGGAACAGUCUUUGAACAUUUACACUAUAAAGAAUCAGAACACUUGGACUGGGUAAUGCGGCUAAGAAUAGCAAUGGGCAUAGCUUAUUGCCUUGACCAUAUGCACGGACUCAAGCCACCUCUAGUCCACAGCAAUCUUCUUUCAUCAUCAGUUCAACUCACAGAGGACUACGCUGUCAAAAUUGCGGAUUUCAAUUUUGGAUAUCUAAAAGGCCCAUCCGAGGCAGAAAGCAGCACCAAUGCACUCAUAGAUACAAACAUCUCAGAAACAACACAGGAAGACAAUGUUCACAGCUUCGGGUUGCUGUUGUUUGAAUUGAUGACUGGAAAACUCCCAGAAUCGGUUAAAAAAGGUGACUCGAUAGAUACCGGAUUGGCUGACUUCUUGAGAGGAAAGACAUUAAGGGAGAUGGUGGAUCCAACAGUGGAAUGCUUUGAUGACAAGACUGAGAAUAUAGGUGAAGUGAUCAAAAGCUGCAUAAGGGCAGACCCGAAACAGAGACCGAUAAUGAAAGAAGUCACAGGGAGAUUACGAGAGAUCACUGGAUUAUCACCAGACGAUGCUAUCCCAAAACUGUCACCGCUCUGGUGGGCAGAGCUGGAAGUUCUGUCGACUGCGUGAAGAGACUACUACUCUACUUCACGAGAAAUCUGUAAGUAUUAAUAUGAAGAUUCGAGUGAGGUUUUUGAGUCCUUUGAAGCUCUUGGCUUCUCUUUCGGCUACUUUCAUCUAUCUAUAUAUAUAUAAAUGUAUGGAACUUAGUUUAUAUAACGGCCUUAAAAUUUGGGUUGAUCCAUUUGGUCUUUUAUGUCGUAAACAGAAAAAGUCCUAGAUCACGGUAAUACCCCUUUUUUGGUGUGCAUAAGGUGGUUACUGUGUUUGUAAUUAGUUACUCUGUUUGUUCCUUUUAAAUGUUUAAUCAUCAGGUUCUGAAGUAACA
Arabidopsis lyrata subsp. lyrata is the source of this 2129-nucleotide messenger RNA. Its product is annotated as probable inactive receptor-like protein kinase At3g56050. The record is from RefSeq and is a predicted model, not a curated record. Gene Ontology annotation, molecular function: protein kinase activity; ATP binding. The coding region runs from base 311 to 1810 and encodes 499 amino acids. Gene Ontology annotation, biological process: protein phosphorylation. NCBI's taxonomy places the organism in Eukaryota, Viridiplantae, Streptophyta, Magnoliopsida, Brassicales, Brassicaceae. The transcript is spliced from 6 exons.